Molecule: messenger RNA, 1791 nt
Organism: Tripterygium wilfordii
Lineage: Eukaryota; Viridiplantae; Streptophyta; Magnoliopsida; Celastrales; Celastraceae
Product: protein ESKIMO 1-like
Exons: 5
Coding region: 268-1581 (437 amino acids)
Cellular component (GO): Golgi apparatus
Molecular function (GO): O-acetyltransferase activity
Source: RefSeq, a predicted model, not a curated record
UCUCUCUCUUACAGAGUUGAUGAACAAACAGAAGAAGGUAGUUAUCCAUGGAGGACAAACCAAAUUGUACUUGACAAAGACAACUCUACCUCCCAUACCAGAAGGACCUUACCAGUUCCUUAAAGAAAAACCCAUUUCACCAAAUCCUUUCAUGAACCAAAUCUAAUGUGAUUUUCUCUCCCUCUAUCUUUCUCUCUAUUUCUAUUCUAUCUUGUUAUAUUUUCUGUCCUUGUUCUUCUCUCAGAAACUUGAUUAAUUCUCUAUCAUAUGCAGACCACUCGCAGGAAAACACCUCUGUUUUCUUCAGUAACAUUGGCAAUGAAGCAGAAGAAGAACAACAAUCUCUCAAUCUUCGUUGUUGUUUUCUCAAUUUUUCUGUUUGGGGUCUUCAUGUACAAUGAGGAUGUCCAGUCCAUUGCAGAGUUUCCAUUCUCAUGGCCUCCUAGUAAUUCUCAAGAAACCCAAGAACCACCCAUAAACCCAAUUCAAGACUCUCUCAAGGAGGACGAAGAGGUCGAAUUCCCGCCGGAGGAAUGUGAUCUUUUCACCGGAGAGUGGGUUUAUGACAACGAAACACAUCCACUCUACAGAGAAGAAGAGUGUGAGUUCUUGACAGCGCAAGUGACUUGCAUGAGAAAUGGAAGAAAAGACUCUCUGUAUCAAAACUGGAGAUGGCAACCCAGAGACUGUUCUUUACCCAAGUUCAAGCCAAAAAUGUUGCUGGAGAAGCUAAGGAACAAGAGGCUUAUGUUUGCAGGAGAUUCACUGAACAGAAAUCAAUGGGAAUCCAUGAUCUGUUUCGUUCAAUCUGUGGUUCCUCCUGGAAGGAAGAGCUUGAACAAGACAGGAUCUCUUGCUGUAUUCAGGAUUGAGGACUACAAUGCUACAGUGGAGUUCUACUGGGCUCCAUUCCUGGUGGAAUCAAACUCUGAUGACCCAAAUAUGCACAGCAUCUUGAACAGAAUCAUAAUGCCAGAAUCCAUCAACAAGCAUGGUGUUAACUGGAAGAAUGUGGACUAUUUGAUCUUCAACACAUAUAUUUGGUGGAUGAACACUUUCUCCAUGAAAGUCCUACGAGGAUCGUUCGAUGAAGGCUCCACCGAGUACGAUGAGAUCCCCCGGCCAGUAGCAUAUCAGAGAGUUUUGAGUACAUGGUCUAAUUGGGUGGAUCAAAAUAUUGAUCCAAAUCGCACCACUGUUUUCUUCACCAGCAUGUCUCCUCUACACAUCAAAAGCUUGGACUGGAACAACCCAGAUGGGAUCAAAUGUGCUAAGGAGACCACACCAAUUCUCAACAUGUCAAUGCCACUCAAUGUUGGGACGGAUCGCAGACUAUUUGCAGUAGCAUCAAAUGUGACAAAAUCUAUGAAAGUACCUGUUCAUUUCAUCAAUAUCACCACUCUUUCCGAGUAUCGGAAAGAUGCACAUACUUCUGUUCAUACUAUCCGUCAAGGCAAAAUGCUAACACCCGAGCAGCAGGCUGACCCGGCUACCUACGCUGAUUGCAUCCAUUGGUGCCUUCCCGGGUUACCCGACACGUGGAAUGAGUUCCUCUAUACUCGUAUUAUAGCUCCUUUGUGACACUUUGGAACUUAAUUUUUGUUUGUUAUCUUCACCUCUUCCUUUAAUUUGUCUUGUAAGUUUUUCUCUAAUUUUUGUUCUUCAUUUUGUACCAGUUUUUGUUUUCCUUAGCCUGAAAUUCUAGGCUUUGGACAAUGCUGAUUUCUGUCAUUUGUAUAAGGAAUACAUGGUUAACAGAAAAUAAAGUCAACGCAAAAUUGUAUAUUUUCA